Molecule: messenger RNA, 1275 nt
Organism: Eimeria necatrix
Lineage: Eukaryota; Apicomplexa; Conoidasida; Eucoccidiorida; Eimeriidae
Product: aquaporin, putative
Exons: 1
Coding region: 1-1275 (424 amino acids)
Biological process (GO): transmembrane transport
Cellular component (GO): plasma membrane
Molecular function (GO): water channel activity
Source: RefSeq, a predicted model, not a curated record
AUGAGUUCUCAGAAGCCGGCGGUGGCGGAGUUCGCGGGCUGUUUGGCGCUGCUGCUGAUCUCGGGCUUGCUGCCGCUUUUAAAGCUGCAGUAUUUGGAUUUUCCAGCAUCUUUGGCGCUGACUUACGGGCUGUUGCUGCUGGGAAUGCGCGGGCUGGAGGCGCGGACGCUGAACCCCGCGCUGGCGCUCGCGGACAUCUUCCAGGGUCACCUCGAGCCCACCGCCGGCCUCCUGCUGAUCCUGGCCCAGUUUGCUGGCGCUGCAGCCGGAGCUUUUGUGCUUUCCGGGCUUUGUGGGUCUUCAGAGGCCUUUCCGGGGGCCGCAGGCGCGGCGCCGGCGGGCCAGCUGCUGGCCGUGCAGCUGGUCUGCGGCGCCGCGCUGGCCUUCGCCCACCUCCGGGGGGCCCCCAGCAGCAGCAAGUGGGGGGGCCCCUGGCUGGGGGCCCUCCUGUACGGGAGUUUCGCGUUGGGGGGCCCCUCGGCGGCCUUUCUGAACCCCGCAGUGGCCCUGGGGGUGAACGUGGCCCGCGGGGUCUCGGGGGCCCCCACGGACGAGGCCCUGCUGGCCGCGCUGGUCUUGGGGCCCCUCCUGGCUGCGGGCCUUUCUUGUUUGCUGCUGCGGGCCUCGGAGGGGAGUCUGGAGGUCUCGGAGUUGGUGGGCACUUUCUUCCUCAGCUGCGGGCUGCUUGCUGCAGCAGCAAAGGGGGGGCCCGCUGCUGCAGCAGGCCUCGCCUGCUUUGCUGCUGCUGUUGUCCGCAUGCUGGCCCCCCUCUCUGGGGGCUCUCUCAACCCCGCAGUCUCUGCGGGGGCCCUUCUGAGUGAGGGCCGCAGCAUAACUCGAGAAGUAGCUGCUGUGUGGCUGUUCCAGGCCUGCGGGGCGCUUGCUGCUGCGCUGCUGCUGCAGCUCGCGGGCAGCAGCAGCAGCAGCAGCGGCGCUGCAGCGCUCGCUGCGGGCGACUGGAAGGCCCUCGCCUGCUGCGCGGCUCUCAGUGCUCUUCUUAUGAUCUCUUAUUGCACAAACUGGGGAGAGUUCUUCGGAUCGCCGGCCGCAGCAGCAGUGGGCGGGGUGUACGGACUCUCGGUGGCUGCGGCCGGAUCUGCACUCCCAGUCAACCCCGCCACUUCUUUCGGCGCUGCUUUCGCCGCUUUUUGCAAAACGGGAACUUUUCCGAACUUUCUGGAGACUUUUGCUGCAGUUUUCGUGCCAGUUUGCGGCUGCGCGGCCGGCGCGGUGCUGCUGCGCGCGCUGCCUUCGGAGUACCGCAGGCGGCUCUAG